This is a messenger RNA of Tricharina praecox, 3076 nucleotides long. Its product is annotated as kinase-like domain-containing protein. Gene Ontology annotation, molecular function: ATP binding; protein serine/threonine kinase activity. Gene Ontology annotation, cellular component: cytoplasm. Bases 263 to 2656 code for a protein of 797 amino acids. Lineage: Eukaryota; Fungi; Ascomycota; Pezizomycetes; Pezizales; Pyronemataceae. Gene Ontology annotation, biological process: intracellular signal transduction; regulation of MAPK cascade; protein phosphorylation. The transcript is spliced from 3 exons. The record is from RefSeq and is a predicted model, not a curated record.
UUGUUCAAAAUCCUCGAGCACCUAUCUUACCCUCUUUUCGCGAUUCCCUCUACCGAGUAACUCGAACCUCCUUCUCGGACAUCUUGAGCGAAAGACGGAGUGAGCAACAAGCGACACACUUCGAUUCGGUCUGGAAACAAGUUCGGCUUGAAAACGGCCCCCCCGCCAGUACACCUACCCCCCUCGUCCCACACCCGCGCCCGUUCACACUCGGCUUGUUCGGAGGUGUGUUGGAUACUCAGCCCUCUAUUUUUCACGAAUCAUGACCUACUACGAUAAAAACAUCUAUGGUGAUUCCGCCUUUAUGAACCCGGGUCCGGCUCCUCGACCACCAACGCAAAGUAGCCGUUCGACAAACAGCUCGGUCCCGUCAAACUCGGCACACACAAGCGCCUCCCCCUCGGUGAUGAGCACGAUGAAUGCUCCGUCACCCUACGGCCCGACGGCAAACAUGAUGCCAGUGGGCAACGGGCUGCAACAGAACGGAGGUGGCGGCUCGCCAGGGGAUGUGUCGGGUGGUGACGUUCGCAAGGGUUGGGCUUCUGUCAGGGAAGAGGGACUCAGGAACCUGGGUCUCUGGUCCAAGAAAUACCUGACUCUACGCGAGACGUCGUUGGACUUUCACAAGAACGAGACGAGCAGCGCGGGUCUCUCGAUCCCGCUCAAGGACAUCGUGUCGGUGAACCGCGUGGAAAUGAAGCCUUACUGCAUCGAGGUGGUGCGAACGACGGGAGGCCAAGGAAGUACCGCGAGCAAUUCGGAUGCACCGCGUCGCACAGUCUGGGUUUCCCUCAAGUCUGACCCCGAGCUCUAUGCGUGGAUGGACGAUGUCUACUCGCGAUGCCCGUCGAUGGGAGGAGUUUCGAACCCGACAAACUUCACGCAUAAGGUGCAUGUCGGCUUCGAUCCCGUGAGCAAUGGUUUCACCGGCCUGCCAGAGGAAUGGAGCAAGCUUUUGACCAACUCGGCAAUCACCAGGGAGGACUACCAGAAGAACCCUCAGGCCGUCAUCGAGGUUCUCGAGUUCUACACCGAGGGCCAGCAACGCUUGCAGAAUCCUAAUGCUUACCCCGGCAUGGCACCCACACCUCCUCCAGCGAGGGCUCCAUUCCCCCCACCAGCGACUGGCGGCGCACAGCGCCUACCCGGCCCUCAGCGCCAGGACAGUCGAGACCGCGAGCAGUGGGAGAGGGAGCGCGCACAGCAGCAACAACAGCAAGACGACAUUCAGCGCGAGCAGCAACUACGAGACAGGGAAGAGCAGGAAAGAAGACAGCGCGAGCUCGAGAAGCAGCAGGAGCGCCGAGACAAGGAACGCCGAGAACGCGAGCAGGAAGAGGAGCUGUUCAACCGUCGGCAACAGGAGGAGGAGGAUCUGCCGCAGAAAUCGAGCACGGCCCAGACACCGAUAAUGAUGGGUGGAGGUGGCUUCUCGUCAGCGUCUGCUCGGAACCCGAUGGCUGCCAAGAGCGCCGGUUCCAAGACCCCUCAGAAGGCCCCUAGCACUCGGGAUAUGAACCCCCAGCGAACUGCACCCCGUGCGCCUGGACAGCAGCCUGCCGGUAACCUCCGUGUAGGAGCAACCAAGCCUGAACAGAAGAGGGAUCCGUCACCAGCUGCACAGAAGCCUGCCGCUAGCACCGUCAAGCCUCUCAAUGUGCCGAAUAAAUCGCAGGCCAAGGAGGUCCAGGCCCGGGAACAGCGCAAGGAGAACAAGCGUAUCUCGAACAUGACCGAGGCACAGGUGAUGGAGAAGCUGCGGUCCGUUGUUUCAAGCGGAGACCCCAACCAGUCGUACACCAAGAUCAAGAAGGUUGGCCAGGGUGCAUCGGGAUCCGUCUACGUUGCCAAGGUCAACUCGUCGCCGGCCUCCAAGACCGCUCAGGACCUGAUUCGCAUGAAGAACACCCCUCGAGUGGCUAUCAAGCAGAUGGAUCUGGCCCACCAGCCACGGAAGGAGCUGAUUGUCAACGAGAUUUUGGUUAUGAAGGAGUCUCAGCACCCCAACAUUGUCAAUUUCUUGGAUGCCUUCUUGAAGGGUACAACCGAGCUCUGGGUCGUUAUGGAGUACAUGGAGGGUGGUGCUCUUACCGAUGUUAUCGACAAUAACAGCCUCAAGGAGGACCAAAUUGCGACCAUCUGUUUCGAGACUUGCAAGGGACUCGAGCAUCUCCACCAACAGUCCAUCAUUCAUCGUGAUAUCAAGUCCGACAACGUGCUUCUCGAUGCCCAGGGACAUGUCAAGAUCACCGAUUUCGGUUUCUGUGCGAAGCUUACGGAACAAAAAUCCAAGCGUGCCACCAUGGUUGGAACGCCUUACUGGAUGGCUCCCGAAGUCGUGAAGCAGAAGGAGUAUGGAUCGAAGGUCGACAUCUGGUCACUCGGUAUCAUGGCCAUCGAGAUGAUUGAGUCCGAACCUCCCUACCUUAAUGAGGAACCUCUCAAAGCGCUUUACCUGAUUGCAACUCACGGAACCCCGACGCUUAAGAAGCCGGAUACGUUGAGCAAGGAGUUGAAGAGCUUCCUAGCCGCCUGUCUCACGGUAGACGUCCAGCAGCGUGCGACUGCCGAUGAAUUGUUGAGACACGAGUUCCUCAAGAAGGGGUGCCCUCUCAAUAGUCUGGCCUCGCUCUUGGCCUUCAAGACCGGAAAAUAGGUUGCCCGGCGGGACAAGAGUUUAAGGGGAGGGUAGGAGGGUAGGAGGGUGUGUGGUAACUCGAGACUCGGGCAACCGUAGAGAUUUGCCAACACCCGCAUUCUCUUUUGCGAUUAAGUGAAGUAUGAUGAUGAUUGGUUUUGGGGGGAGAAGGUACAAAGGGGAAGAGAGCAAGAUAUCGUGGGAGGAGCAUUAUGUUAUGAUGGCUUCUGUUCUGAUAAGUGUCUGCGAACGGACUUUUGUGUAUCUGUUUCUUCUUCUGCUGUUCCUCUGUCUUUCCUAUCUUCCAUUUUCUUUGUUUCUCAUGGGAAGCGGAUUGUUCUUUUUUCUUUCUUUUUUUUUCUUUUCGUUUUUUAUGAUAUUAGGAACGUUCCUACGUGUUUGGCUGGCGGGGGGGUGUGUGUGAACGCUCUUGGGGGU